Verticillium nonalfalfae is the source of this 513-nucleotide messenger RNA. RefSeq lists its product as uncharacterized. Bases 1 to 513 code for a protein of 170 amino acids. Lineage: Eukaryota; Fungi; Ascomycota; Sordariomycetes; Glomerellales; Plectosphaerellaceae. The transcript is spliced from 4 exons. The record is from RefSeq and is a predicted model, not a curated record.
AUGACCAGCAGUACUUCGAAACUCUUAACCUUCAUUGAUAGCCUGAGCAAUGGCUUCGCAACCUGUUAUCUUAUCCGUCAUCUUUUAGAUCUUGUCACGUUGCACUGCGCGCAACCGCAGCAACCCAUCUCGACCGAUGUAGGCCUUGCCUCAGCCAGAUCGACCCAAACACUGACUCCGGAAACUGGUUCUCCCGUACAGCAGCUUAGCCGGCAUCAUGGUAGCCGCGUCCGAAGUGCGAUUCCGAGCAAGCUCAAAGGCAAAACUGACGCGAAGAAAGGCAACUUUGGCGUCAUGGUCAUUGAUUUCGAUACACAAACGGCGGCAGCUGAGCGUAGCGCUGCGGCUAAACGCACGAGUGAAAGUACUGCCUUGCGUGCAAAGAUCGCCUUUCAGCAUGGCUACGUCCCAUUAUCCCAGAGGAAACUCCAACAAGAUUGCCCUUCUCUCGCCGGGCCGCCUGCUGGUCCAACGGCGCCGCCUGUCCCUGGCGGCGGCAAGCUCGUCUUUUGA